Daucus carota subsp. sativus is the source of this 1835-nucleotide messenger RNA. RefSeq lists its product as uncharacterized. Bases 379 to 1416 code for a protein of 345 amino acids. Lineage: Eukaryota; Viridiplantae; Streptophyta; Magnoliopsida; Apiales; Apiaceae. The record is from RefSeq and is a predicted model, not a curated record. The transcript is spliced from 16 exons.
CAGUAACAUAAACGUGGCGCUUUUCCAACACUUCCGUGUCUCCACACUUUGGUUUGCUCUAUCUCUCUCCUCGUCUGUCUCCCCCAUCUCUAUCUCUUUCUCUCCCAACAUCUCUCACUUUUAAUUUCCAGAUAAUAUUAAUCUAUCCUAUUACCUACAUCUUAUGUACAUCUUCUACGAUUAUAAUCAUCAUCCCCAGCUUUAGCGCCUCUCGAUAUCUCUUUCAUGUUUUCUCGCCGCCUGCCUCGGAUUUCGAUGCAUCGGAACUCUCUCCGACGUUAAUUCAGCUCCGUUUGCUACCUCUUACGAUCAAUAUAUUUAUAUAUAUAAAUAUAUUUUAUGAGCUUCUCAUGAGAAAAUCUAUAUUCAUAUUCGUCUAUGAAUAAAUCGUGGAGGUGGCUACUCAAAAGAAGAAAUGUUUUGUUUGAUUGGGGAACUUGCCAUUUCAAGAUGAAACCCUUUAUGGGAUUUGUAUGCGCGGUGAUGUUGUUUGUUGUCUAUAAAACAACAAAUUUGCAGUAUCAGCAGGCUGAGCUGGAAGCAAAACUGCAUCCUCUGUACGCAUCACAGGAAGUGGAUGAGGCAUGGAGAAAUUUAGUUCGUUUACCUCGUGGCAUCAUUCAUGCCACCUCUGAUUUGGACUUGAAGCCUCUAUGGUCGACCAGCAGGUCGAAGGCUAAUGUUUCCAGCCCUCGCUACUUACUAGCAAUUCCUGCUGGCAUUAAACAAAAGAAUAAUGUUGAUAAUAUGGUUCAGAAGUUUCUUCCAGUCAAUUUUACAAUUGUAUUGUUCCAUUAUGAUGGCAAAGUGGAUGAGUGGUUGAAGUUUAGAUGGAGUAAUCUGGCCAUUCAUAUUGUUGCUCAGAAUCAAACAAAAUGGUGGUUUGCAAAACGCUUUCUACAUCCAUCGAUUGUUUCUGCUUAUGACUAUAUAUUUCUCUGGGAUGAAGAUUUGGGGGUUGAAAAUUUUGACCCAAGAAGCUACUUGGAUAUUGUUAAAUCUGAAGGCUUUGAGAUAUCUCAACCAGCUUUGGACCCAAAUUCAACUGAUAUACAUCACAGGAUUACCGUGCGAAGUAAACGCAACCAAUUUCAUAGAAGAAUAUAUGAGAAAAGAGGAAGUGCAAGAUGUUCAAAUGAAACUGAAGGUCCACCAUGCUCCGGUUUUGUUGAAGGAAUGGCUCCAGUGUUCUCGAGAUCUGCUUGGCAUUGCACAUGGCAUCUUAUUCAGAAUGAUCUUGUUCAUGGAUGGGGAGUGGACAUGAAACUCGGUUAUUGUGCACAGGGGGAUCGUACACAAAAUAUUGGAGUUGUUGAUAGCGAAUAUCUUGUUCAUCAGGGCAUACAAACUUUGGGUGGAGCAUCUCGAAAAAAGGGCCGUCGGAAAUCUGAGGUUCUAAAUCCCGUUCUUAUUUGAUUUCCUGAAACAUUAGAGACAUAUUGUUGAUGUUCGCUCUCAGAUAAGGUACCAGUCUACGACAGAGCUUCGAAAAUUCCUAACACGGUGGGAAAAAGCUGUGGAGGAGGACAAGAAAUGGGUUGAUCCCUAUAAAAAGACGAGAUGGAGACUACCUAGAAAAAUGGCGAGAAUAAUUGGAUAACUGAAGAUGGAAUUUUAUAAUGUUCAAUAGCUAAUCUCUUAGAUGCAUUUGCAUUUAGAGAAUCAUCAAUUUUGUUUUUCGGUCUCCGGCAUUCUUUUGUACAGUGAGCAGCCUUUUGGAGAUAUACAUGAUAUUGUAGUGGUUUAUAUUUUAGAGGAGUAGGUAGAAAGUUUCAAGAACAAUGCAAUACAUGAUUCAGUUUUCUUAUUAAUAUAAACUUUCUUUGUUGUAGGAA